UCUUGAGUUUUUCCUUGCGGAGGAAGACGGGAAAAAAAUUUAGGUGCUAAUACGACCUCCAUUUGGGUCGUGUCGAGGCCACGGAGAAACCGGAGGCAGCGAGGGAGAGAGACGGGUCAAGAAUGGCAUUCUCGAUGAUUUCUCGUUAUUAAUGUUAAAGAAGGAAACAAAUUUUAAAACCUAUUGCAACGAUUCGAAUUGCAAGCUUUAGUUAAAUUAGGGUGACGGAAACGGUUGUUGAAGUAAGAGUUGAAUGUGAUUUUGAUUUGGUAGGUGGAAUUGGUGGUUUAUAUGACGAGAUUGGAGCUGAUUGAGGCAAAUUGGAUGGAGGAAGAGGAGGAUAGGAUCUUGUUGAGUAGUUUGGGGGUCACGUCUGCAAAUCCUGAGGAUAUCGAACGGGAUAUCUUAGCCAAGGCGGAAAAUUAUGCUGGGGAUGGUAGUGAAGUAGGAGGGAGCACUGAGGAGGAACCUACUGGAAAGUCCGAAAGCAGUGACCCUUCUCCAUUAGCCAACCAAGCAAAACUCUUGAAUAAAUUGAGGGCCAUAGAAUUUGAGAUAGAUGCUGUUGCAUCGACUGUUGAAGAGGGGAGAAAUGUUGUGAGUGGUGAUGAUCGAGCUGAUCAUGAUGAUGAUGAUGAUAGCGCGAAGAAAGGGAAUAAAGAGGAUGACGAAAGUGUUAUGCAUGUGUCUUCACUUGAUUUGACCCUUCAGCAUGCCCUAGCUACUGAUAGACUGAAGAGCCUUAAGAAAACUAAGGCUCAACUUGAGAAAGAACUGUCUGGUUUACUUGUAGAAAGUUCGUCUGAGGGCAUUAAGCAUGACAAGUUGAUAAAGGACCUGGUGAAGGAAGAGCCUAGACCAAAGAGAAAGUCAAAAGAAAUUCAGAAACCCAGCAAAAAUCAAGAAAAGAGGAAGAAAACAGUUUCCUUUAAUGAUGAUGUUGAUUUUGAUGCAGUGUUGGACGCCGCAUCUGCUGGAUUUGUAGAAACGGAAAGGGAUCAACUGGUGCGGAAGGGAAUUUUAACUCCUUUUCAUAAGCUUAAGGGCUUUGAGCGUCGUCUUCAACAGCCUGGAACAUCUGAUGGGCACAGUAUACCUGUUGAAGAAGACGAGAAUGAUACUCUUGUUUCUUCUAGUGUUGCUAGAGCUGCAAAGUCAAUAUCAGAGGCUGCACAGGCUCGGCCAUCAACCAAACUACUUGAUACUGAAGCUUUGCCAAAGCUUGAUGCACCCACCUUUCCUUUUCAAAGGUUAAGAAAACCUUUUAAAUUUCCUCAAACUAAAGAGGUAGAGGAGAAUAAAGGUUUGAAACAGAAAAAGAAGAGGCCUUUGCCUGACAAGAAAUGGAGAAAGCGCAUCUCUCAUGAGGAAAGGGAUCUGGAAGAGGGAGAAGAUGAGAGGGAUAAGUUCACUUCUCAUGAUGAAGAAGAAAACCAAGAGGACUGGGAGGAUAUGGAUGAUAGUGAUCCUCCUUAUGUUACACUUGAAGGUGGGCUAAAGAUCCCUGAAACCAUUUUUAGUAGACUUUUUGACUAUCAAAAAGUGGGAGUGCAGUGGUUGUGGGAACUGCAUUGCCAAAGAGCAGGUGGGAUUAUAGGGGAUGAAAUGGGUCUUGGCAAGACCGUCCAGGUCUUGUCUUUUCUUGGAGCAUUACACUUCAGUAACAUGUAUGAACCAAGCAUUGUUGUCUGCCCUGUAACACUCUUGCGACAAUGGAAAAGGGAGGCACGAAGAUGGUAUUCAAAAUUUCACAUUGAGAUACUACAUGAUUCUGCUCAGGAUCCUGCUUAUGAGAAGAGUCAAGCCAAAUCUCAUGGAGAAAGUGAUCAUGAAAGUGAAGGUUCACUUGACAGCGAUUAUGAGGGAAACUUUUCUUCCAAAAGCAGAAAAAAAUGGGAUUCUUUGAUAAAUAGAGUUUUGAGAUCAAAAUCUGGGUUGCUAAUUACAACUUAUGAGCAACUCCGGUUGCUAGGGGGAAAGUUGCUUGACAUAGAAUGGGGUUAUGCGGUUCUGGAUGAAGGACAUCGAAUCCGAAAUCCAAAUGCUGAAAUCACUCUGGUUUGCAAACAGCUUCAGACGGUUCACCGUAUAAUAAUGACUGGUGCACCGAUUCAGAACAAGCUUGGUGAACUGUGGUCAUUAUUUGAUUUUGUUUUCCCUGGAAAGUUGGGUGUCUUACCUGUAUUUGAGGCAGAGUUUGCUGUCCCUAUAUCUGUUGGUGGAUAUGCCAAUGCUUCACCAUUACAAGUAUCCACAGCCUACAGGUGUGCUGUUGUCCUCCGUGAUUUGAUCAUGCCUUAUCUCCUCCGGCGCAUGAAGGCUGAUGUGAAUGCCCAACUGCCUAAAAAGACAGAACAUGUACUUUUUUGCAGCCUUACUGCUGACCAAAGAUCUGUUUAUAGAGCAUUUCUUGCUAGCUCAGAGGUGGAACAAAUAUUGGAUGGGAGUAGAAAUUCUCUAUAUGGAAUUGAUGUGAUGCGCAAGAUCUGCAACCACCCUGAUCUGCUUGAGAGAGAUCAUUCCUGCCAGAAUCCAGACUACGGAAAUCCUGAACGCAGCGGGAAAAUGAAAGUUGUUGCCCAAGUGCUCAAGGUUUGGAAGGAGCAGGGCCAUCGUGUUCUUUUGUUUGCUCAAACACAGCAAAUGCUUGACAUUCUUGAAAAUUUCUUAAUUACUAGUGAUUAUGACUAUCGAAGAAUGGAUGGACAUACUCCCGUAAAACAGAGAAUGGCCUUAAUAGAUGAAUUCAAUAACUCUGAUGAUAUAUUUAUUUUCAUUCUGACAACAAAAGUUGGUGGUUUAGGAACAAAUUUAACAGGUGCAGACAGGGUGAUUAUCUUUGAUCCUGAUUGGAACCCAUCGACAGACAUACAGGCGAGGGAACGUGCUUGGCGUAUUGGCCAGAAAAGAGAUGUAACCGUAUACAGAUUGAUUACCCGUGGAACAAUUGAGGAGAAGGUGUAUCAUCGGCAAAUUUACAAGCAUUUUCUUACAAAUAAGAUAUUGAAGAACCCCCAGCAGAGAAGGUUCUUUAAAGCUCGAGAUAUGAAGGAUCUUUUCACCCUGAAUGAUAAUGGAGAGAAUGGAUCAACUGAAACAUCUAAUAUAUUCAGCCAGUUGUCUGAAGAUGUAGAUAUUGUUGGUGCUCAGACAGAUGAGCAGGAUAAGCAGAAACAGUUGAAAGCUGCUACUCCUGAUGCUGAUCCUGCUGCCAGUGGAAAAGGAAAUUGCUCAAAUACUGGUCUUUCAAAGAGAAAGGGAAAGGAAAAGGAAAAAGAUGAUCAUAGUGAUGGUGAAGUAGAUGAAGAAAAAAAUAUUUUGAGAAGCCUUUUUGAUGCCCAAGGGAUACAUAGUGCGGUGAACCAUGAUGCCAUCAUGAGUGCCCAUGGUGAAGAGAAGAUGAGGCUUGAGGAACAGGCUUCACAGGUGGCACAAAGAGCAGCAGAAGCACUACGCCAGUCACGAAUGCUUCGAAGCCAUGAUAGUAUUUCUGUUCCAACUUGGACUGGGAAAUCAGGAGCGGCCGGUGCACCAUCAGCAGUUCGUAAGAAAUUUGGAUCAACUUUGAACUCCCAGUUAGUAAAACCCCCAGGUGAGUCGUCUAGCAAUGGCAUUGCAGCUGGGGCAGCUGCUGGGAAGGCAUUGUCUUCAGCAGAAUUGCUAGCUAGAAUUCAAGGAAACCAAGAAGAAGCAGUUGGUGCUGGGCUGGAACAGCAGUUUGGAUUGUCUUCGAGUUCUUUUAACAGGGCAAGAUCUGUAGUUAAUGGGACUACUAGGUCAUCUUCUUAUGUAUCCAGUGUGCAGCCUGAAGUAUUGAUACGUCAGAUAUGUACAUUUAUACAACAAAGAGGUGGCAGCACUGAUUCAGCCAGCAUUGUGGAUUACUUUAAAGACAGAAUACCCCCAAACAAUCUGCCUUUGUUUAAGAAUCUAUUGAAGGAAAUUGCUAUACUAGAGAAGGAUCCAAAUGGAUCAGUUUGGAUUCUAAAGCCAGAGUAUCGGCAGCAGUAAUUUGUUUAUCCAGAGAUUUAUUGCUUCAACAGGGCUCCUAGUUUACUUCCUUUGAACUCAUUCUUAAGGCCACACACCAAUCCUGCCCAAGUGGUUUAAAUUUUGUCUUCGGAGCUGCGGCCAGUUUCAUUUAGGGGGAAAAUGGAAAAAGGGAAGAGUUUAGUCUAUAAAUUUUUGGUGCCCUUGUUUGCAGCGCAUUUUUACAAGCACAAUCCCCUCUCAGCGUAUAGCGUAGAGUUUCACUUGUUUGAGGCUUUUUACUUUGCUGGACCAUGACAUGACCUUCAUGGUUAGCUCAAAACGCAUGAAAAAAAUGUACCUUUUUUUUUUGGCCUUAAUGAGGCGUGCAUAUAAUUUAAUUGAUUUUUUUCCUCGACUAUUUUCGUCAAUAUGCACUCAUUGGAUGCCC
Molecule: messenger RNA, 4420 nt
Organism: Theobroma umbraticum
Lineage: Eukaryota; Viridiplantae; Streptophyta; Magnoliopsida; Malvales; Malvaceae
Gene: CHR8
Product: chromatin remodeling 8
Biological process (GO): transcription-coupled nucleotide-excision repair
Cellular component (GO): nucleus
Molecular function (GO): ATP-dependent activity, acting on DNA; ATP binding
Source: RefSeq, a predicted model, not a curated record